AACUAUCCGACUUAUAUGUUCCGUGCUUAGACAUAACCUAAUAUAAAUUUUAUUGAAUUUAAAUUUUUAAUAAUAUUUUUAUACGAUGCCUGAAAAAGAGGACUUAUCUGAUGUCAUUAAGCUUAUUAGUGAUAUAAGACAAAAGAAACUGUACACCUCGUAUGACAUAGCUUUAAGAACUGAAGACAUACUGAAAACAUUAAUAUCAGAAAGAGAUUGGAAGAAUGCUAGUGAACUGAUGAAUUUGGUAAAGAAGAGAAUCAGAUUUUUAUCAGAAUCAUUACCUCAAGAAGCCACAGCUACAAAUGUUAUGAGGCAUAUUUUAAAAGUUAUUAGAGAAGAGUAUGAAAUUGUCGCAAAGAGAAAAGUUGAGGGGCAGUCUUUACACCACAUAGUUAGGUCAAAUUCAGAUGAUAAUUUGGAUUAUACAGAGACAUUAGAUUCAUUAAAAUCCACAUUGUUAGAUCACUUAUCUGAAUAUAAAACUGAAUUGGAGACAAGCACAGAAAAUAUAGCAGCUCAAGCUUCAGAACAUAUUCACACAAAUGAAAUAAUAUUAACUGUUGGAAAAUCAAAUUCUGUUGAAAAAUUCUUGAAGAGUGCAGCUGAAAACAGAGUUAUUAAUGUUAUAAUUGUAGAACAAGCACCAACAUAUAAUGGACAUGAAAUGGCCAGAAGUUUGGCAAAAAGCAAUAUUCUAACAACAGUUAUCCCUGACACUGCUGUAUUUGCCAUGAUGUCCAGAGUUAAUAAAGUCAUUAUUGGGACUCAUACAGUUUUAGCUAAUGGUGGUUUAAGAGCAGCUAGUGGGGUACAUGGUGUUGCUUUGGCAGCAAAACAUUAUUCAGUGCCAGUGCUUGUGUUAUCACAUAUGUAUAAGUUUACGCCUAUUCACAUUGGUUCACAUGCACAAAAAGAAGCAUUCAACACCAUGGCAUCACCAGCAAAUGUUAUUCCAUAUUCUAGUGGGCCAAUAUUAAAUAAAGUGGAAGUUCUUAAUCCAGUAUUUGAUUAUGUUCCACCAGAACUUGUUACUCUAUUUAUUUGUCACCAAGGGGGAAAUGCACCAUCAUAUGUUUACAGGCUGCUUUCAGAACUUUAUCAUCAGGAUGAUUAUAACAUUUAAUUCAUGAUAUGAAAUUGCAUAAUUUAUAAAAAAGAUUAAUAUUGACUUUAUUUUUCCUGUUAAUAUUUUAUACUUUGAAAAAUAUAUUUGCUUUAAAUAUGU
Messenger RNA from Aethina tumida (small hive beetle), 1228 nucleotides. It is a transcript of the gene eIF2Bbeta, whose product is annotated as translation initiation factor eIF-2B subunit beta. Gene Ontology annotation, cellular component: eukaryotic translation initiation factor 2B complex. The transcript is spliced from 6 exons. Lineage: Eukaryota; Metazoa; Arthropoda; Insecta; Coleoptera; Nitidulidae. The coding region runs from base 86 to 1126 and encodes 346 amino acids. Gene Ontology annotation, biological process: translational initiation. The record is from RefSeq and is a predicted model, not a curated record. Gene Ontology annotation, molecular function: guanyl-nucleotide exchange factor activity; translation initiation factor activity.